AACAGCAGUAAUUGGACCUAGAACCUAGAAGAGAGAGAAGCCAAGGCAGUUUAAUGCGUAGAAAACGCAAAUACUUGUAGCUUAGAGCUUUUUGUUCUGAAAGUAAACGCAAAAGUUAGUUGAAUGAAAAAAUGGUCGCUACCAAGCACCGAAUCGCGUCCCGGUUUGAUAAGUCAGACAAUCUAGACGAUUGGAUCCGUAAGAUCAAGAACAAGAAAUUCGUCGUGAAGCGUGAAACUCGCGGACAGGACCUGCGAGUGCUGGCCAUGCUAACCGGAGCGCUUUCUCACGCCGAAGAAUGUCUGCGGCGUGAGAAGAUCCGGAAGCAAGAAGAUAGGGCCAUUAAGUGGGCCCGAAUCCGAUCCCGGUUGGCCGAGCCCCCGCGGAUGUACUGUGACCUGGAGGAGGAAGAGGAAGAAAAAACCCGUAACGCGUCCAACGCCAUCUGGAGCGAAGAUUUUAACGGAAUCAAUAAUUUCAUAACGGAACUGAACAGUAUCAAGACCCCUCUUAGCCGAUAGAAGACAAAGAGGGAGUCCCAAAAA
Ochlerotatus camptorhynchus is the source of this 545-nucleotide messenger RNA. RefSeq lists its product as uncharacterized. Bases 132 to 521 code for a protein of 129 amino acids. The record is from RefSeq and is a predicted model, not a curated record. The transcript has a single exon. NCBI's taxonomy places the organism in Eukaryota, Metazoa, Arthropoda, Insecta, Diptera, Culicidae.